Malassezia japonica is the source of this 3876-nucleotide messenger RNA. RefSeq lists its product as uncharacterized. Gene Ontology annotation, molecular function: protein binding. The coding region runs from base 1 to 3876 and encodes 1291 amino acids. Gene Ontology annotation, cellular component: transcription factor TFIIIC complex. The transcript is spliced from 7 exons. Gene Ontology annotation, biological process: transcription by RNA polymerase III. The record is from RefSeq and is a predicted model, not a curated record. NCBI's taxonomy places the organism in Eukaryota, Fungi, Basidiomycota, Malasseziomycetes, Malasseziales, Malasseziaceae.
AUGCCGCGAGGAACGCGCCGCCGGGCGCCGGACGAGGACGCGUCGCGGAAGCGCGCGCGCACCGGCGAGGACGAAGAGCUUUUUGACGAUGUGAGUGAGGAGGAAAUCGAGAGCGACGCGUCGUCCGACGAGUACGAGCCGGACGAGGCGCCACAGCCCGAGGAGGGCGAAGAGGUGGAAAUCGAGCAGGAGGGCUUUACGCGCCUGAUCAAUGCGUUUACCAACGAGCCCAGCGGGCGCAGCGAGCGCACAAAGAACUCGUGGAAUCAGUCGAUGGAAGCGGAGAUGGAGUCGUUUCACCACGAGCUCAGAGACGUCAACGGGUACGCGCGCAAACACAAGGCGACGCGCAUCCGCGAGCAGGCGCUAUCUCCCGAAGUCAAGGCGCUCCUUGCACAGGCCAACAUUGCGUACGUCGAGGCGAACCUCCCGGCGGCGAUCCGCCAGCUGGAGGAGGUGAUCCGCAUCGAACCGACUGUCAAGGGCGCUUGGUACACCCUCGGCAUGUGCUUUGAAGAGAUGGGCGAGGAGGAGAAAUCGAUCCAGUGCCGCAUCGUCGGCGCGCACCUCACAAGCAACGCGAGCGACGAGUGGAAGUCGCUCGCACGCCGCAGCAGGGAACGCGGCCUGUUCCAGCAGUCGAUCUAUUGCUUGCAGCAGGCGAUCAAGAAAAACCGAAACGACCUCGACGCGCUGUGGGACCAGGCCGUGCUGCUCAAGGACUCGGGACGCCAGCGCGCCGCUGUCGAGGCAUUCCAGGCGAUCCUCAAGAUUCAGCCGUACGACGCCGAGGUACUCUGCGAGCUGAUUCCGCUACUCGUGUCGCUCGGCGAGUACGACGUCGGAGUCGGCAUCCUCGAGGGGAUGCGCCGCGCAAGUAUGCACGGGGGGAGCUCGGACCCGAACCUCGAUCCGGCACUGCAAGAGCACGCGCCGCCGCCGGACGUUGCUUUUUCCUUGAACGAGCUCGUGACGCUCGCCGACCUGCUUCUCCUGCUCCGGCGGCCGCUCCAGGUGAUCCUCGUGAUCAAGCAGACGAUCCGCUGGCUGCGUGGCGAGGCACGCGAGGACCAACCGGAGGAUGCAGAGCACGACCUCGAACUCGACGACAGCGCGCAGCCACUCGAUCGCGAAGUGCGCCUGCGCCUCGGCAAGGCGCGCUUCAUGCUCAAGGACUACGACGAGGGCAAGCGCCACUUUUCCCUCCUCGCCGACGAGGCAGAGCCGGGCGAACAUCCGAUGCUCUUUCUCGAGAUGGCCGACUGCCUAUUUGAACACCAGCAAUACAGCAACGCCCUCGACUGGUACCGCACACUGGCCGACGAGGCGCUAGUCGACGAUGUCCAGCUGUACGUCCACAUGGGCAUCUGCUUCCAGCAGCUCGAUCGGCCCGCCGAGGCCGCGCAGGUCUACGAAUCCGUGCUCGAUGCGAAUCCGGACCACUUUGACGUAAAGCUCAGCCUUGCAGAGGUGUGCGAAGAGCUGGGGCUGCGCGACAAGGCGCUGCGGCUCGUCAACGAGGUCCUCGUGGCGCGCAACGAGCUGCGUGGCUCGAAUGCGGACCCCCUUGCGCCGCCGCUCCUGCCAAACAUGGACGAAGAGCAAGGGCCUUCGCUCUCGUUCUUCAACGAGGACGGCGCCGCACAGCCUGCGCCGAGCGGCUCGUCGCGCGUCUCGCGCUCGGGCCUGUCGUACCCCGAGCGCCAGCGCCUCGAGCAGCAGCGUGAGGAAGAGACGCGCCUGGCAUGGGUACAGCUCUCUGCGCUCGAGCCCCAGGUGUUUGUCGACGGGUUCUGGCAGCACGACUUUGUGUUCCUUGAUGGGCCCGUUGACGCGCCGGACGAGCCGCGUACGUCGUCAGGCGAAGUGCGCAAACGCUUCGACGCUACACGCCAGUGGAUGCAGGUCGCUGGGCGCCUCGUCGACUCGUUCCGGUCCAUGUCGCUCCUCUUCCCCAAAGAGCGCUAUACCAAGUACCGCGGUGUCGUACGCCCACGCCGCAACCGCCGCUCUAAGGCGUCAGACCUCGAUAGCCAUGCCGAGGCACUCUUGUCGCGCCUGCGAGACCAUCUCGUGGACGAGGCGUCGCCCGAGGCUGCCGAGCUCGCGCCCGAGCAGACCUCGUUCCGCACGAUCGACUUUGAUGACUGGGUCGCGCUCUUUAUGAAGUACGCCGUCGGCCUUGCCAAGCUCGGCGGUGAAGAAGAGGCGAUCCACGACAUGUUUCGCCAUAUUAUGGUCUCGAAUACCGUGUGGCCCUCGGAAGAACGCAAAAUGGCGCUGCAUCUCUGUUGGCUCGCCUGCGCCAUCUACGCGCGCGACUCUGCGCGGGUGUUUGACAUUGCGCGGUGGUUCCCGACGCACUACCAGUUCCACAACGAGCCGCUGCGCCUCAUUUCGUCGAUUGCCAACGGCCUCGGCUUUUACGGUGUGGAUGCAUUCGUGAGCGCGACCAACACCAAGCAGUACCAGCGGCGGAUGCGCACGCAGGAGGCCAUCGUGACUGGGCGCCCGGCCAAGGUCAAUCCCCGCACCGGACGCUGGACCACGGUCGGCGCCGAGGACGACGAGGCGGACGAGACAAUCGACGGCGACGAGCCGCGGCUUGGCAGUACGAAUGCCCAACAAGUGCCGACCAAGUCGUCGCCCAUCAGCGAAAUGUUCUACGGCUACCUCAUGCUGUGCGCUAGCAGCUAUCAGCCGGCGAUGGCACUCCAGCCCAACGAUCCCCUCUUGUGCCUCCUGUGCAGUGUCGCGUGCUUCAGCCGCGCGACGAACCGCCAGGUGGAUAACCGCAACCACACCAUCGUGCAAGGUCUCGCGAUCCUCACGCAGUACGCCGACCUGCGGCCGAACAGCGCCGAGGUCGAGUACAAUUUCGGGCGCGCGUACCACCAGCUCGGCCUGCUCCACCUCGCCGUGCCGCGCUACCAGCGCGUGCUCGAGAUGGCCGAGCAGCCCAACAAGGCCGCCGGCGGCUUUGGUAUGGCACGCGAGGCCGCCUUUAACCUCGCGCUGCUCUACGCCAGCGCCGGUUCUCCACAUCUCGCACAGGCGCUCUACCGGCGCUGGGCCGUGCUGCUGAUCGCGGCGCUCGCGCAGGCCGUGCUGGCCGAUAGCGAGACGUACACGUUGCUGCACCGUGCGCAAAAAGUACUGGAUAGUGGAAUGCAGACGUACUCGGCGUGGCAGCCGCGUGCGCUGAUUCGCGUGCCGACGACGGCGGCCGGCGGCGACGGUCUCCCUCUCCAGGAGGGCAUCACGACCGAGACCAACUUCCCUGACCCGGACACGGACGCGUACUACCAGCUGCUGGCAGUCAGGGGCGAUGCGCGGUCAUUUUCGCACGACGAGUGGCAGAAAAAGGUCGCGGAUCUCGACGGUUUCCUCGCGUUUGUGAAGCUCGAUAUUGUGCAGCUGCACCUGUCAAAGCGCCCGCUCGGGCCCGGCGAGGCGGGCACGCCGCCGCGUGUCGUUGGCCUGUCGUAUGCGAUCCAGCCCCAGGUCCCGUACGACGACAAUGCGUGCCCGGUGUUUGGCACCGGCGUAGCGACGCACCAUUCCGACACCUUUUCGACGUCGGUCGAGAUUAUGGUGCCCGAGACGCCCGAGGUCCCCCUCCGCCUGGCCGAAGAACCGAUCGACGAGACGACCGAAGAAGGCAAAGCCAAGGCCAAGGCCAAAAAGGCCGACGAGCCCUUUGAUCCGAUCGCGUUCGUCCGCAAGUACUGGCUGUAUAUCCUCCCGAUUGUCAUCCUAAUGGCGAUCCCUGUCGGCGAAGAGGUCGGUGAGCCCGCGCCACAGAGCGACCGCCCUGCACCGGGCCGCGUCGCGGCUGGGCCGGGCAAGGGCCCUGCGCGUGCGCCGCGCAAGUAG